Fusarium redolens is the source of this 608-nucleotide messenger RNA. RefSeq lists its product as uncharacterized. The record is from RefSeq and is a predicted model, not a curated record. Bases 116 to 475 code for a protein of 119 amino acids. NCBI's taxonomy places the organism in Eukaryota, Fungi, Ascomycota, Sordariomycetes, Hypocreales, Nectriaceae. The transcript has a single exon.
UCAAUCUGGUGGAUGGAGCGAUUUUAACGGGAGGCUUACCCUAUGGUGAUGUCGAGAGACGAGAAUAAUCAAUUGUUGCACCAUUCUGACGCGCAUUGGAGUACUUCAAAAGCUCAUGUCUAGAUUCAGGCUUUCCUUUAUUUUGGUUGCGUACGGUCUCGGAAUCGGAAGAGUAUAUAACCGGAUAUCGGUACGAAACAUGAAUGAACUUUCAGACAACUCACUUCUAAGUAGGCUUUCUCACGAAAGAUGUGGCAUUUCUCGCACACCUAUUGUAGAUAUACUUCAACAAAGCCCAGGUAUCUACUACAUAGUAAAUAACUUCGAUAUUCAAUACACACGACAUGAAUACUGCAGCCAAGAAGCAGAUGUAAGCCCUUAUCAAGCCCAAAGUUCAUUGACCAGCAGGAUGGCCACGAAUACGAUGCCGAGCCACACAACAUCUUGUACCUGCGUGCCCGAAAGAACGAUGUAACCUUUACACAAUUCCUAACUGCUGUGCUAUUUCAUGAAACAACAAUAUCCGAUAUUAUAAUGGGAAGCCUCUCACUUCAGUUGAAUUGGCACUUUCACUGCAUCAUCAAGAGCUGCUUGAACUGAAGCUCUCU